This is a messenger RNA of Rosa rugosa (rugosa rose), 679 nucleotides long. RefSeq lists its product as uncharacterized. The coding region runs from base 149 to 679 and encodes 176 amino acids. NCBI's taxonomy places the organism in Eukaryota, Viridiplantae, Streptophyta, Magnoliopsida, Rosales, Rosaceae. The transcript is spliced from 6 exons. The record is from RefSeq and is a predicted model, not a curated record.
AUGCCAUCAGGUUUUUCACCACAAUACUCAUGGUGCACUGCCCAGCGUUUACGACAGGGCUCGUGAGUUGUUCUACUAUUUGAAAGGUGGGCGGGUCGAUUAUGGUGAAGAACACAGCAAAGCCUGUGGGCAUUCCCAGUUUGGCCGUAUGUAUGAACAAGGGCACUACCCUGAAUGGGAUGAGGAUCAUCCUAUUCACUUUGUGGGCCAUUCCGCCGGAGCUCAGGUCGUCCGUGUUCUGCAGCAAAUGCUUGCUGAUAAGGCUUUCAAGGGGUAUGAGAAUACUAACGAGAAUUGGGUAUUGAGCAUCACAUCAUUGUCCGGAGCGUUCAAUGGGACUACAAGAACUUACUUGGAUGGAAUGCAGCCUGAGGAUGGCAAAACCCUAAAGCCCAUAUGUCUGCUGCAACUAUGUCGCAUAGGAGUGAUUAUUUAUGACUGGCUAGACAUUUCCUGGCUAAAGGAAUAUUACAACUUUGGGUUUGAUCACUAUAAUAUCACAUGGAAGAAAGUCGGUGUUUGGGGUCUCAUUGAUUGCCUCUUGGGAAAUUCGGGACCAUUCGCUUUUUGGGUCGGAGAAAACGAAAACUUAUGUGCAGCAAUAUCAUGCAAGAAGAAGAAAGCCAAUGUUUUCAUUCCAUUAAUUGGAGUAGUUGGUGGACUUGCUAUAGGCAUCUGA